Molecule: messenger RNA, 2509 nt
Organism: Blastomyces dermatitidis ER-3
Lineage: Eukaryota; Fungi; Ascomycota; Eurotiomycetes; Onygenales; Ajellomycetaceae
Exons: 2
Coding region: 1751-2038 (95 amino acids)
Source: RefSeq, a predicted model, not a curated record
CUCUAGCCUCCGCCCUCCUCCAUCUACUCCGUGCUGUAAAUUGUAAUCUCAAUCGCUAAUAAAAGCCCAGCAAACAGCGAUCUCUAUAAAAUAUCAGGGCUAACCGGACCAACUCACAUUGCGGAAAUGUUUGCUGCGCCGCAAUCGACAGGGAAGAUAAGAAUGUCGGGUGCGCAGCAGCACUGCUAGGACCCCCAAGCCUAAAACCUCCAGCAGACAAGACACUGCGAGGAAUCAUGGCAGACAGCAGAUCUUAAUGUUUUCGGUCGAUCAUAGGUCUGGCAUUCGAAGUGGUAUCCUAAAGUAAACGGCAAAACAGCACAAACCCCUACCGGCUCUUCCUCGAUCUCGAUAUCUAUCCCCUUUCUUAUUCGGAUUCCUAGCAGGCUUUCCGAACAACUCGAGGUUCUGUCUGAGACAAGCAGGAAAAUUGGAAAUUGCCAAUCCAACUCAUGCCUAGGCGCUAGUUUGCCAAUUUUCUCUCGUUCACCCUAUCGUUAAGUCCAAGCAAUGUGGAUGUUCCACAGGUCAGUACUGUUGUAGUGAUCAUCACUCAGCAAAACAUUUGUUCUCCAGCUAGCGACUUGUUAGUUGGCAAAUAGACAGUAAGGAUCUCCAAAGAUUCUUCUGCAGUUUCCAUCCAUUAUUCAAUGCUUCUUGGCUCUGAUCAGUUUCUUCGCGGCUUCCAAUGCAUCAUUUCAGCUCUGCCACACUUGUGCACAUUUUUUUGGGCCAAAUGCACCUGGUAUGAAUCUUCCAUUCCCUGCAGGCUCGCACACACUAAAACGGUAGAGAAUAAAACUUGAAUACGAAGCAACAUCCCGAAUCAUCACUAUUAUUGUUUUGUUCUCCUCGAGACCGACAUUCUGCGCAAGGAGAAGAGCGAACACGCGUCACCUUGAGCGUUCCUCGUGUGGAUAGGGUUGAUGAUGCUAUUGACCGCAAACCUCCACAACUUGUCUAAAAGUAGAACAGCCUCUACUCGAAGUCGCGGCUCUCCGGUCAGCAAUCUGUGGGCUCAAGAAAUCCAUCAUCAGUCAAGACCACAAAAAGUGGCAUCCGCGGUAUUCAGUUGAACUAGCUUCCGCAACCCCUAGACAAUCUCAGUCAAUCGUGAUAGUUGAAUUUUCUAUAUUCAUACUACUGUUCAGCUAGAAAAAAAUUCCCAUGGAAUUUUUUUUGCUUGUCAAUCUUUUCCCGGGUUUUCACCUCUGGAAGGCAGCACGCCAGACCAGCAGCUCCAGCCCGGGUACGGCUGGUGUUGCUUGUCACUUACUUCCCAUCCUCAAUAUAUUAUUGACAUAAAAUACUAUCCCAGGAUGCAAUUGUCAUUGCUACUUUGUAACAAUCGCAUGAAAAAAGGAUAUUGCUAUGGAAAUCCCAUAUGUUGCGGAUUGAAAAUGAGCAGUACGGAUCCGUAACUAAGUAGAUCAAUAUUUCUUAUUUGUUCUCUGCUGGCGGAUCGUCGCAGUCUCAAAUUUCGGAUAUCCUACCACCUAGGAGUUCACUACCACUAAGGGGGGGGGUCUGAGCGCUCAACCGCAAAACGACAUAUAAACAUAUAUGUUUGCCUAGCACGUUUCGUUCCUGUCUGCUCUGAACCUCUUUACUUUUAAUCUUCACUCUCAAUCCUCUUCAUAAUUUCAACUUCUCUACCUCUCUCCCCCCUGAUCACUUUCGCAUCCCGCCCUCCCGCGCCUCAACCCCAACCCACUACACACCGCCCAUACAAAAAGCAAACAAAAAAAAUAUGAAACACAACCCCUUCCUGCUGGCCCUCUCCGUCGUCCUCUCUCUCUGCGCGCCGGCAUACAGUCAAACCGAUAACCAAAUGCCCAAAUGCGCCCUCCCUUGCCAAGAAGCCGUUGAGCGUGUCACAACCUGUCGCAAGGACGACUACAAAUGUAUCUGCGAGCCGGAGAACUUCAAAAAGAUCGCGUCGGAAUCGGCACCGUGCGUCUAUGAGAGGUGCGGUGUCGCUGUUGCUUUGAGCGAAGUCAUGCCCGCCGUAAAUGAGAUGUGCGAAGCUCAUAAGUGAGGACGGAAACGUGAGGGCGAAGUUAGCAUAGUACAUGUACAUGUACAUGUACAUGUUACAUUCAUAAAAACUUCAAGGUCUACGUGCGUUUUAUCUAUCCGGCCAGUUCCAAUUAUAAUAAUAUAACAACUACAACGGCUGGCUUUCUCUCCCUCUCCUCCCUCUCCUCCCUCUCCCUCAACCACACACCCCCAUGAGGGAUAGGGAUGAAGCGGGACCUAGGCCUAGUUAAUUGUUGGAAAUUCAGAGGGCGAUCAAGAAUCCUAAACCUGGGUGUUUUCAGCCGGACAAUAUACAAGACGACCCGAGUAUUUAUUUUCUAAUUUCCCUUUGAUUAAGAUGUGUCUGGCUAUGGGGUGAGAAGUGAUAGCAGCUAUCAAAUGAAGUCACACUUGUAGACAAGUUCCUUUAAUCAUUUGGAACAAACAGCUUUUACAUUAUAUCCUACUUGUUUCCAACCAACAUGUAAGC